AUGCAAACCGCGAGGAUUCGAGAGGAGCUAGAUGAGCACGAGUUUGUAUUUAUCGAUGGUGCGGUUGCCACCACGCCAAGUGAAGGCGCUGCAGUGGUAACUAACGAGUUCUAUGGGUAUAUCCCGAACACCACGAACGACGUGGGUCAGUACAGUGACCUGGUGGUGGGAUUAGUGGAGUACGUCCGCAGCCAGGGGCCGUUCGACGGAGUGAUGGGAUUUUCGGAGGGCGGGAUGAUGGCAGCUCUGCUACUGAUUGAAGACGCCAGGAAUUCCUUUGCGGGAUUUAAAUGUGGUAUCUUCUUUAGUGCUGCUGUUCCUUUCGACCCGGAUGUCGUCCGUACCAGACACCUGCGUUGUAUUGAUCCAACCAUUGACGGGGUGGUGGUCCAUGUGCCUACGGCGGUUAUAGUUGAGAAGAAUUUUGCUCGACUACGGCAUCUUUCGCCACUGGAUAAAUUGUGGCCCGAUGAUGAGGAGGCCUUGGUCUCGAUUUGUGCGGAGGCCUCGCGCGAGGUGGUUCGGCAUGAUCUGGGCCACCACGUUCCCGGGUCCGCGUCAACGACGGAGGGGUUGACAGCAACCUUACAAGCCAUUGAACGGACGAUUGAGCGGGCCAGUGAGCUGUACAGCUAG
Penicillium riverlandense is the source of this 636-nucleotide messenger RNA. RefSeq names its product Serine hydrolase FSH. Gene Ontology annotation, cellular component: nucleus; cytoplasm. The record is from RefSeq and is a predicted model, not a curated record. The transcript is spliced from 3 exons. Lineage: Eukaryota; Fungi; Ascomycota; Eurotiomycetes; Eurotiales; Aspergillaceae. Bases 1 to 636 code for a protein of 211 amino acids.